Molecule: messenger RNA, 2160 nt
Organism: Polyodon spathula (Mississippi paddlefish)
Lineage: Eukaryota; Metazoa; Chordata; Actinopteri; Acipenseriformes; Polyodontidae
Product: protein mono-ADP-ribosyltransferase PARP12-like
Exons: 10
Coding region: 69-1220 (383 amino acids)
Molecular function (GO): zinc ion binding
Source: RefSeq, a predicted model, not a curated record
UGAAACUGAAAGUAUCAACUGUCUUUAGCUUGUGUAGCCUUAACUUAUCAAAACAGUUCACUUGUACAAUGGCUUCUAACAUUGUUGCCGAGUCUGAAGAUGAGCAGAAGUCAUCCACGUACCAGGACUGUGAGGACAGCAGUCAGAGCCUGUCAGAUACGGAUGAUGAUUCAUCAGAUUCAGAGAGCGACAGUGACAAAGAACAAGGAGCCGUGGCAUCUUCGGGAGCCAGGGCUGUUAAUCAAGAGCCAUGCAGGUACUACAAUUCCGGUAAAUGCAAAUAUGGAAAGAAGUGCAAAUAUCUGCAUGUUUGCAAGUACCACUUCAAAGGGAGGUGCAAGAAGGGAUCAAAUUGUCCUCGAAGACACUCUGCUGCCUCCCAGAGUGACUCGUCAUCUGAUGAGGAUGACAGAGGGGGAAGAAGAACAGCUACCCCGACAGAAACGCAUGAUAAGCCUUAUAAGUGGCAAUUAAACAGUGGAGAGAGCUGGAGGGAUAUUGCAAAUGACCAUGUCCUAGAAGCCCAGUACUCACUGCCUGGUGUCAGAGGCAUCAAAAUCUACAACACAACUUAUGGGGCGAUUGAUAUUGAUUUUAACAAAAUGAGGAUCCGUAAAAAAAAAAUAAGAGUGCGGCGCAAGAGUUUUGACGAUUGUGGACAAGAAACUGAAUGGCUGUGGUAUUACCAUGGAAACAAUGGCUGGAUUGAGUAUGGACAAAAGGAUUCCAAAGGCAGCGCUACAUCUUUGAAAAGUUGUGACAUUGAAAAGGAGUACCAGAAGAAACCAAAGAAUUUUCUUUACAAGUUUACUGUUGGGCACACGUUGUAUGAAAUAAACUUUAAAGAAAUGCAACAGAUCAAUCUAGAAUCAAACCAUAAAAGGAGAGUAGUUCGCCGUCCAAAAUUUACAGCUCUGCAUGUGAAAACAGGAAAAACAAACCCUACUUCCCAACAGCAACACGUUUCUCCCAGGGGUACAAAGCCAGUGUGGCAGUUUGAGGGAGAUAGUGGAAAGUGGUACGAAUUCAAAUACAGGUUUGCUACUGACACAGAAUCAUCAGUCUCAAGCAAAGAAAUAGAAGCAAAAUACCAAGCAAACCCCGAGGGCUCCAUGACAUUCAAGGCUGGCAAAUACCAGUACAUGCUGAAUUUCUCAGAUAUGACUCAAACCAAUCUUGCUUCGAAAAAGAUACGCAGAAUACAGCGGACAAUGAUUUAAUGGAAGACAAACGCUAUGAUCAAGACGUAUCCCAAGACCUUGCUGCCUUAAAAUUGAUACCUUCCUGUAUAUAUGGUGCGAUUUACUGUAUACUCUAUAUAACAAGCAGUUUGCAUUUAAUUCCAUGGAGGUAAGUUUGGUUGUGUUUUGGUUGCCAUAACUACAGAUGUCCUACAAAGUAAUCUGUCCCCAAAAAAUCAUUGAAAUGCCUUAAAUGACCUCUCUGUAAACAAUUUAAUCAAAUAAUAUUGAAAUUUCAUCCAGUGAGAAAGUCACUCAACCAAAUUCCACAUUGUUUCCUGGACAAAUGUACAAACAACCAAAAUAGAAAUUGACAGACAAAGAGGGUAUGGUUACUUGAAAACGUGUGUACAUAUUUUCCUCAAAUACUGAAAUGCAACAUGAACAUAUACAGAAAGUAGGGUAGCAACAAGAUUGUAUUUUCUGAAAUGUGGGUCGAUCCUCAUCUUGUUUAAAGGGUUUCAACAUUCAUAUCAAUGCAUAACCUGGUUCCAAUGAACCGCAAUCACAAAAGCAAUCAUUAAAUAUGAAAUUGUUCUAAAAAGUUACUCCUAUUUAUGUCAAAUGUUAAGUGCAGUAGCAUAACUAUUACCUCCUAUGUAUGAACUUGAAAUGAAAUUAUUGCACUGCCAAACUCAUAACUUGGGUGAUAGCGAACCAAUUAUAUGUGUGUGUGUGUGUGUGUGUGUGUGUGCUGGGAUAAUAUCUGAAUAAUCAAACUAAUAUUUCUUGACAUGUAUUUGGAUGCAAAAAUGAGAUGUUCUUAUCUGCUACAAAUGACAAAAAAUAUCUUGCACUUAUGUGGAAUGUAAUGUACAAGAACCCAAACCAAAGAGUUUUGUCCCCCUUCUUUACAAUGCCAUUUCCACGUUUGUUUUAUUUGAAGUGUUUAAAGUUAAAUUUCAGUUUUAAUUUGCUU